AUGCGCCUUAUGGGGUGCGUCGGCGCAGGCGCAGAUGCCGAGGGCCGAGAAGCACGCAAGGUCAACAAACAGAUUGAGGAGCAGUUGGCCAAGGAUAAACAGGUACGUACUUUCCAAGACUGUGGUAUCGGCAAAAAUUCAUGAUGGCUUCAGUUGUGCACCUCGCUGCCAACUUUUUGUUAUUAUAAUCAUAACAAAUGGAGUUCUGUUUAGAAAUUGUAUCCGUGCUUCAAAUCGGCUGCAAACGCGCUAAUCAUAUGACAUAUCUUGCCAAACUCGCGUGCUAAAAAUAGCUCGCCGCUCGAAUCUCUAAUCCGACUUUUUGUAAUGGCGCAUGUGAGUGUUACUCACUCGCUCCAUUCCCACCCGUCUUCUCGCUAUCCCAAUUCAAAUGGGCGACUGGGAGCACCUUCAAAGUUGCGUCAGCAAUGCUCCAUGAAAUGGGAAAUUUCAAUGUUUUAGAGUUGCACCGGAAACAAUGAAAAUAGCGCUACGCCUUAACGGGUGGGCUAUUAUUAGUCGACGUCUCCUUUUACGUUUUAGAAUCUUGAUAGAGCAAUAAGAGUAUGCGCUCGUGCUCUUCACUUCACUGCUAUUUUUGUGCAAUGAUUGAUAUUUUUUAGUAUACUCUUGAGACCGAGUUCACCCCGAAAAAGGGAGAGACAGCCGGCUCGCGACGACCAGUCCGAUAAAGGUUACGCGUAAUAUGUUUCACGAUGACAUCAUUGGUAAAGGUGUGCUCAGCGAGAGGUCUUCUGAAAGCCAUCAUGAAUUUUUCUUAGUGGUCAUUCCGUUUGGUCGUCGUCGUCGUUCAGUAAGUGGUGCCCCUCCGUCUCAGUGCGCCCUAAUUCUCCUUCCGAUCCCCCAAAUCUAUUGUGGCGUCCGGUCAAGACAGAGCGCAUUGCCAUUAAACCGGUAAGCCUCCGCCCGAAGCCGGAGGCUAGCAACACAUUGUUGAAAUAUUGAUCGAUAGAGGAAGAGGAGGAAGAAGAGGCGAAGGCACUGCGGGGCGGGCUGCGAAUUUCGGAGGCCAGGCGGCGAGGGGCGAAGAGUUCGUCGCUGCCCUGAGGGCCGCCGGCAACACGACGACAACGACCGAGCGGACGAUGAACAAACGCGUUGUAACAGAUCCCCGGAGCCAUCCGUACCCCUGUUUGUAGGUGAUGCGAGCGACCCAUCGGCUGCUCUUGCUCGGCGCAGGAGAGAGUGGCAAGAGCACAAUUGUGAAGCAGAUGCGGAUCCUUCAUAUCAAUGGAUUCAACGAAGCCGAGAAGAUGGAGAAGAUCAAGGACAUUCGAAGGAACGUCCGCGACGCCAUGCAGGUCCGUACGCUCAGCUCAAGGGGAAGAAUAAUUCACAGGGCGACACAAGAUAUAUCGUCAGGGUGUUUUGUUGACAGGUCCUUUCAACUGGCUGAACAUAUCCAGCCUUUUCUGAUAAUAACUUUAGGAGUGCUGAUGCUGUCGGUUCGCAUUGAUAAACAAAUCAAGCAGCAGCACCCUCUCUCGGCGCAACCAGGCGCCCAUUGAUAGCUUGGUGCUGGAAACCGGGAGAAUCUAUUUUUAGACAUGCCGCUUACUGCCCGCUUAUCGAUUUUAAGGCAUAUAAUGCAUACAAAUGUGUCAGCUGGCUGAUAUUUCUCCUUUGCGGACGGCGCUUUCCGAGACGCGAAUGAGUGUGCCUCGAGUGUCUUUCUGUCUGCGAGACUAGCGCGCCGUCGGCCACCGCCAGAAUUUCCUCUUUCUUCUUUCUUUCGUUGGCCGGCCGCGCCACAGCAGCAACCCGCGCCGCCCCGCGCAAGAGCCGCCCUUCUAUUUCUUCUCCUUCCCCUCUUCACUUCGAUAUAUAUAUAUGCUGUGUGCAUGUGCACUGCAACUGGGGGAGAAGGAGGAGGCGCGAAAUAGAAGGGAAGUGUGAUUUUGUGGGAGACAUGAGUGACAGAGAAGACGAGCAGUUUCCUCUCGCGAUGAUUAAUUGGAUUUCACUGAAAGCAGCACUUUUUGGUGUGCGUCCGAUUAUGAUUGGAUGAGUCGUCUGGGCAGUUGCAGUCACAGAAAGCUCAUGAUCGGGUUGGAUAGAAGCGCAUUGGACAUGCACACUCGAAAUCUCCGGAGAGCACUUGAAAAUAUUGCAUAUUUUUGGGCCUCAUUUCUAAUUGUUACUCCUUGCCUCCUUAUUUCGCGUCGUCUCGCACGCAAAAUAUAUAGCCUUUGGAAGAAAGGGAAAGAUGACUGAAUAGGGUGUCGAUUUACAUUCAGAAAAGGAAAAAAGGGAGCACGGAAGGAGGAGAGACACCCGAAUUACACUGAGAUGAUUGCAGGUAAUCUUGCGGGCGAUGGCCGAAAUCGAGCCGCAUGUGUCGUUGGACGACCCGAGCACGGCGAUUAGCCGCGAUUAUGUCCUUGGAGUCAUCAACGAUCCCGACGAGAACUAUCCAUCUGUUAGUUUUUUAUCGGGAAAAACCAACCCCUAAGUGAGAAAAUAGGAAAACGCGGAGAUUUGAGAUCGACACGGGUUGAGAUUGAAAAUACGACGAAGAAACUAAUAGUUAUUCAGGGUAUGAAAAAAUGUGCUUUUUCUUCGUUUUUUUUUGCGUCAAAAAACCCAAUUCAACGAUGUAAAAAAACGGAAAAGAAACAUACGCUUAGUAACCCCAUAAAGAGACAGCGAGAAAGAAAUACCAAUCAAAAACAGUAAACGGAAUGGUCAUCUGAACUGUUUGCGUCAAUUAUCGAAGAAUAAGUAAAAUUAAAAUGUUUUGAUAGUUUUUCUCUUUGAUUUCACGAGGAGAAUUUUUAAAAUUACAACGUUUUUAAAGAUGCAAAAAAGCCUUGUACGCAAUUGCGCGUGUAAUAAGAUGCUAUUCACAAACAAAUUUCUACCCUGCCUCUCUGAACUUCUGAAAACUUUGAACCACUGUGAAUGAAAGACAAAAUCAGAUUUUUGCUUUCAGGAGUUCUACGAUCACGUUCUGAAGUGUUGGAGAGACAAAGGAGUGAUGGCUUGUUUCGAAAGGAGUAGUGAAUAUCAACUGAUCGACUGUGCAAAAUAGUGAGUUCGCUUACAGUAAGAUGAAUUUAACCGAUGACCGAAUUUGCAGUUUCCUGGACAAAGUAGACGUUGUAAGGCAAAGCAACUACGAUCCAUCCGAGCAGGACAUCUUGAGGUGUCGUGUCAUGACGACAGGCAUCUUUGAGACAAAGUUCGAAGUAGAUAAAGUCAGAUUCCAGUAAGUUCAAAGAAUAAAUGAUUUCGUGUAGACGAACUCAUCCUCAAAUAUUUUCAGCAUGUUCGAUGUGGGAGGCCAACGAGAUGAGCGCCGAAAAUGGAUUCAAUGCUUCAACGACGUCACCGCCAUCAUCUUCGUCUGCGCUUCUUCCUCUUAUAACCUCGUGCUUUGGGAAGACAACACUCAGAAUCGGUGAGUUUUCAUAAUUGUUUCCCCCAUCUCAUUUCCUUUCUUUUGUAGACUACGCGAGUCUUUGGCGCUGUUCAAAAACAUCUGGAACAACCGUUGGUUGAAGACCAUUUCAGUCAUUCUCUUUUUGAAUAAACAGGAUUUGCUCUCGGAGAAGAUCCGUGCAAAGCGGUAUCUGCUCGAAUCGUUCUUCCCGGAGUUCGAGGGCUACAAUCUGCCGACGGAUGCGGUUUAUGACAAUCAGGAGGAUAAAGACGUCGUCAGAGCGAAGUACUUCAUUCGAGGAGAGUUCCUGGUACGUCGGGUUGGAUUACACUGAAAGGCGGAAAUAAAAAAGUAGAGUGCAGUUACUGUACCUUUAAAAGUUCAUUUAUUUCUCCACAAUGAAAUUCGGUUUUUUCUCAGAGAAUAUCAACGGCGAACAGCGACGGACGCCACCACUGCUAUCCGCAUUUCACGUGCGCCGUCGACACGGAAAACAUCCGAAGGGUGUUCAACGACUGCCGCGACAUCAUCCAACGCAUCCACCUGCGGCAGUACGAGCUCCUCUAA
Messenger RNA from Caenorhabditis sp. 36 PRJEB53466, 3970 nucleotides. Lineage: Eukaryota; Metazoa; Nematoda; Chromadorea; Rhabditida; Rhabditidae. The record is from the annotation of a GenBank genome assembly.